AUGAGACUCACGUAUUAUGCCGUCGUAUGCCUACUAUACUCGGUUGGUGUGCACUGCCUUCCAGCUGCUCCAGAGGCGACAAACGUAACAGAAACGGGAAGGGCACCGAAACCUUGCCCAUGGCCUCAACAAUCAGUCCCUCUUCUCCGCGGCUACAGUCCUUCCGUCCACGAUCACUUUUAUACGACAGACGGCUACGAAAUGUAUGAAGCUACAACCAGUGCCGGAUAUUUUAACACAGGGGCUGCCGGACGCGUCUUCAAGACCCAAGUAGGCGAUACGGGCCCUUUGUACCGUUUGUGGGGCGAACAGGAUUCAGACCACUUCUAUACGACUUCGGGCGAUCUCCGGGAUGUCAUGAUCAAGCGCUUGGGCUAUACAGACGAGGGGGUGGCAGGAUAUGUAUUCCUGAAGCAAUACUGCGGGAGCGUCCCUCUGUACAGGCUGUAUAACCACAAGCUCUCGGAUAAUUUCUACACGACCGAUAUUAGGGAAUACGACGAGUAUAUCAGGUAUAGAGGCUAUGUUGAUCAGGGAAAGGCAGCCUUCGUGUUGAUAUGA
This is a messenger RNA of Pleurotus ostreatus (oyster mushroom), 561 nucleotides long. RefSeq lists its product as uncharacterized. Lineage: Eukaryota; Fungi; Basidiomycota; Agaricomycetes; Agaricales; Pleurotaceae. The transcript has 2 exons. The record is from RefSeq and is a predicted model, not a curated record. The coding region runs from base 1 to 561 and encodes 186 amino acids.